Nycticebus coucang (slow loris) is the source of this 948-nucleotide messenger RNA. Its product is annotated as olfactory receptor 11A1. Gene Ontology annotation, cellular component: membrane. The record is from RefSeq and is a predicted model, not a curated record. Bases 1 to 948 code for a protein of 315 amino acids. NCBI's taxonomy places the organism in Eukaryota, Metazoa, Chordata, Mammalia, Primates, Lorisidae. Gene Ontology annotation, biological process: G protein-coupled receptor signaling pathway. Gene Ontology annotation, molecular function: olfactory receptor activity; G protein-coupled receptor activity. The transcript has a single exon.
AUGGAAAUUGUGUCCAUAGGAAACCAAACUAUUACUGAAUUUAUCCUCCUUGGCUUCUAUGACAUCUCUGAGCUGCAUCCACUAUUCUUUAUUGUGUUCACUGUCAUCUAUGCCUCCAUCAUCACAGGGAAUAUGCUGAUAAUCAUGGCAGUGAUUAGCUCCCAGAGGCUCCACAAACCCAUGUAUUUCUUUCUGGCUAAUCUGUCCUUUCUGGAGAUCCUCUACACCUCCACAGUGAUGCCAAAAAUGCUGGAGGGCUUCCUGCAAGAGGCAACCAUCUCUGUGGCUGCUUGCUUGCUCCAGUUCUAUGUCUUUGGCUCUCUAGCCACAGUUGAAUCCUUUCUGCUGGCUGUCAUGGCAUAUGAUCGCUACCUGGCCAUCUGCUACCCACUCCACUACCCGCUCCUGAUGGGGCCCAGAUGUUGUUUGGGGCUGGUGGUCACAGUCUGGUUCUCUGGAUUCAUGGUAGAUGGACUGGUUGUAGCUCUGAUGGCCCAGCUGAGAUUCUGCGGCCCCAACCACAUUGAUCACUUUUACUGUGACUUCAUGCCAGUGGUGGGCCUGGCUUGCUCAAAUCCCAGAGUGGCCCAGGUGACGACAUUCAUUCUUUCUGUGGUCUGCCUCAGUGUUCCCUUUGGACUGAUUCUGGCAUCUUAUACUUGGAUCAUGGUAGCAGUGCUAAGAGUUCCUGCUGGAACCAGUGGGAGAAAGGCUCUUUCCACAUGCUCCUCUCACCUAGCUGUAGUGUCCACAUUUUAUGGAACUCUCAUGGUCUUGUACACUGCACCCUCUGCUGUCCACUCCCACCUCCUCUCCAAGGUGUUUUCCUUGCUUUACACUGUGGUCACCCCCAUCUUCAAUCCUGUGAUCUACACCCUGAAGAACAAAGAGGUUCAUCAGGCACUACUGAGGAUUUUCUAUAUUAAACAAACUGAAGCACUCGAUUGA